Messenger RNA from Lachancea dasiensis, 390 nucleotides. NCBI's taxonomy places the organism in Eukaryota, Fungi, Ascomycota, Saccharomycetes, Saccharomycetales, Saccharomycetaceae. The record is from the annotation of a GenBank genome assembly.
AUGGAUCUGCCUGCUAAUGUCUCUCUCCUCUUACUGCAGCUCACUCUCUAUCGCCAGCAGGAGCUUUCACACACGGGAAAAGAUUUGAAGCUGGACGAUCUGCUGGUGGAACCUGUUGUCGAUGAGUCCAUCUUAACCAAGUUCAGUACUCACCGCCUUGUAAAACUUUACGUUCCAGAACUUCGGGGAUUACAACUGCGUACUUUGAGGGUACUAGUAAAUGACCUCUUCAAAAAGGGAUUGCCGGAUAAAAGUUUACCUGUGACAGUAGUUACGUUGGCCAACCACUACUAUUUUGUCCGCGUAACCGAGUUGGAACAAGAAGAGAUACCCAAUCUGAAAGGCGAAUUAGCGAAGGUCCUGGCACCGCUAAAGAGUACUACGAUUUAA